GCAGCAGCAGCAGCAGCAGCAGCCCUCCCCCUCUGCAGCCUCUCCAGCAGUAUGCCCGACAUGCAGACGGAAGCAGGCGCUACCAUUUUGAAAUACAGCACCGCCUAGCGCCAUGGACAAGAGCCACACAGUGAAGCUCUUCGUGGGCAACUUGGCGUUGGACACCACCCAGGAGGAGCUGUCAGCCAUCUUCGAACCCUACGGCCAGGUGGUCAGCUGCAGUGUGCUGCGACAGUUUGCCUUUGUCCACUUGCAGGGUGAGGGUGCCGCCGAGCGCGCCAUCCGGGAGCUCAAUGGGCGGGAGUUUCGUGGACGGAAUUUGGUGGUGGAGGAGUCGAGAGGAAGGCCGUUGCACUCCACCAAGGUGUUUGUGGGUAAUCUGAGUGGGAUGUGCACCACUGAAGACCUCCAGCAGCUGUUCCAGACAUUUGGAAAAGUUCUUGAGUGUGACAAAGUCAAAGCCAGGCAUUCCUCUUCCGCAGGCUAUGCCUUUGUCCAUAUGGAAAACAAGGAAGAUGCUCUCCAGGCCAUCGAGGCCCUGCAUGGCACCUCGUUUAAGGGCCGUCCCCUGUCUGUAGAGCUGUCCAAGGUCCAGCCCAGCAAGCAGGCACCUACAGGAAAAAUCCCCUGCGUUAACUGUGGAAAGCAGGGCCACUAUGCUGGAGAAUGCCCUGUGGGGAAGCCUUCUCUGGAGCAGUACCAGAGUCAGGCAGCGGUCUUAGCCGCCGCUGCUGCUGCAGCCGCCGGCCUGCCACUGCAAGUCCAACAAAGCGUGCACAAUUCAGUCUACAACACCUCCACCUUUGAUCCCACAUAUGCGGCUCUCACUGGGAUCACCACAGGCACACGCACUGAUGGAAACCCAGUGAAUCCAGCUGUUUAUGGUGCCCUUGCCAGCCAGGUGUAUGGUGCCAAUGUUGCCAAUCAGCUUUAUGGAACGGUGGCCAAUCAGGCAGCUCUUACAUCAGGCGCCACCCAAAUGUACAGCUCGAUGACCCCCAACAUUUACGGCCAGAUGGCUGCAUCUCCGGCGGCUGCUGCUGCGGCUGCCGCCGCCGCUGCCUACUCUACUCCGGUGUACACCCCAACUAUGGCCAACACCCCUGUCUAUCUGACUGCUGCUCAUGGAUUAGAAAUGCCAACAGCAGCGGCUGCAGUCAACCCCGCCUACACUGUAUCUCCAGCAAUUUACGGUGCCGCUACACCAGCCUACGCUCAUAUAAGCGCCAUGGGAGCAGCAGACCCUACAGCCAUCUUUGAGGCAGCCAGACAGGCACAUUACUUUGCCCAGGGCCAGCAGGUUGUGGCCGAGCAGCAAUCAGUGGCUGCAGCAGCAGCAGCAGCAGCAGCUGUGGCAAAGUCUGGUGAGAGAGACCGCAGUCCCCUACGGAGGUCGUUGUUACCAGACCCUGUGAUGAAGCCGUUCAUGUACCAGAGAGCCAAGCCACGCCGACCCCUGCUGCCCACGCCAGCUGGCCGAGCGGCAGAAGAAGCAGUGGAGGCUGCAGAGGACCCCAUGGCCAGGUAUUAUGCGGAGUACUACCAGCAGCUGCAGCAGUACCCCCAGUUCCAGUACGCUUACCCACCGCCGAACGCAGUGACAGCCAUCCCUGGCAUGCCGGGAGUGUCAGCAGUCCAAGCUGUACCCACGAUGUCCGCCCAGCCAGUUGCCACGCUGGAUGCCCUCAGGCCAGUGGUCCCCACAGCUGCGGCAGUGGCAGCCGCCAUGGCUGCGCCCAGGGUGUAUGAGCCGCCGUUGCCGCCGCCCACGCGCAAGGAGGCCAUCCUCCGCCGCCCCGAACUCUCCCUUCACACGCCUGAGCCCCCCUUCCGAUAGUCGCACACAACUCUCUGCCCCCACCCCUUCCUCUUUGCCCUGAACCCCAUCCCCUCUUCCACCCCAAACUUGACCACCUUACAGCAGCUGUAUGUGUGUGUGUAUGUGAGUUUGUGUGCGUUUGAGGGCUCUAAGUGUGUGGGGUGGGGUUUGACACUGGGGGCUCCUUGGUUUAUUAACCUGCUUUACGAGGGACUUGAUCAGCUAACCUUGGUCCUGUUUGCAUACACACAGUGCAGCCACGAAAGGGAGGCUCUCAUCUGUUGUACGGGCAUUUUUUGUGCUUCUCAGUUUUACUUUUUUAUUGUGCCAGUCUCACACUUGUGCCAGUAUUAGACUGAUCCAGUCAGUUGUUUCAUAUGCCUUUAUUUCUGCAACCCAGUUAUGAUUUUCUAAGGCCAAAUCUACGAUAAAAGACAUCAGCCAUCCUCCUUAGGCCUAGAUGAUCAGUUAGGGCAGCUAAUUUGAAACCUUUUUUGCCUUAUGUUGAAGAGUUUAGAUUUAUAAUCAGAUGGGAAGUCAGAUAAACACAUAUUGUGUACUGGCUGCAUUGCAUCGUUCCCAACAGAACCAAGGUUGAUGUGUUUUGGGGGAGUGUUUGUCUUGAAUGUGAUGUGGAUGUAGUAUGUGUAUACGAGUGCAAGAGAGAGGUAUGUGCGGGCUCCUGACCUUGCAGCGCACAAAUGCAGCAGCUAAGACUGCGCCUUGCAGAAAAAAAAAAAGUAAAGCACACAUAAUACGUACUGUAUUGUAUGUUUGGAUCUCUCCUUGACCCCUUUUUCCCCCACCUGUACUCUAACUACAACACUGGAAGACACUGCUUCGCCUCUCUUUCUCUUUCUAACUACAGCUGCCUACCUCUCUGACAGUAAAUUUCAGUGGAGUCUAUUAUAUUAUAUUCCACACCUUUCACCCAGUCAGCAGUACAUUUCGUGCUCCUGUAAAGGUACAGGCUCAGCAGUUUAGGGAGGGAGGAGCCGGAUUUCAGUGGCAGUGACUUUUGUAGAUAUUCUGUAUUAAGUCCUCCUACAUGUUCAGAGGCCUUUUUUUUAAAGAAUGGUUUGUGUUUUGUUUGUUUUAGUGUUAGUUUAUAUGGAAUACAAGUCAACCUGGGAUGUAAUGAAUUGUAAAUGGAAAAAAUAACCCAUGUGUGACUACUGAAUGAGCUGUUUACAAAGGAUUUUUACACUGCAUCCUAUUAGGAUUUAUGAAUAUGUGACAAGCUCAAUUAUGUGCCUAUAAGCUUUGAGUGAAGUGCAUUACGUGGAGGGAUCUCCCAUUUUAAGUGCUUUUGACUUUUUAAUCAUUUCAAGGGAAGGGGGGUAACGGGGGUAACGGGAGCCCUACAGAGCUUAGUAUCCAGAAGGCUGCGAGGAAGGGAGUCUUCUCAUGGACUUGCACUCCUGUGUUAGAUUUGUUUCAUAUCAUAAGGUUUCUAAAAAGCCACAAAACUGAGCCUCACAGGUUCACAAUUAGCCGCUGGUUUUAAGCAGGAACGACAGUGAUAGCACCAAUGAAGUGAGAGAUGGGGCAGUGUCUUCCAGUUGCCCCAGCUAUCAUACUUUUUCCAACUACCAGACCUGCUUCAGAUUGUAAUUGCAAAGAUAUUUUAGUGUCUGUUUUAAUCUGGUUUUUGGACCUAGUAGGUGGGGUUUGCUGCAUCAGGAUAACAAAAGCUUGACUUGCAAGUACAGGCACUUUUUGACAUUCAUGAGCUUGUCCUGAGUGGCAAAUUCCACACAUUUGGUUCCGCAAUCAAUUAAAACAAUCACAACACAGUUUUUUUUUUGCAACCACUAUUUGAUAGCGGUCUGAUGCACACACAAACAUACCCUCUGAAAUCACCUUACUGCCUCGCUGUUUCCCCCCUCCCCUCUCCCCGUGUGGUUUUUAGUGGUUAAGUGACUUUUGCAUCUCACAGUGUAAUCUUUCUGUGUUGUAUAUACAAACACAUACCAGUUGCAUCCUUUGUAGAAUUAUGUGGUUUGCGAAAUGUCUUGUUUGCCAUGUUUGAGACCGUAUUUUUUAGAGAAGUAUUUUAAUUUUGCCUUUUUUUUUUAAGAAAAGACCAAAAAAAAAGUAAAAAAAAAUAAAAAAUCAGCAUGCUUUUUAUUGAGAAUAUGUAAACUAUAAUCAUUAUUAUAAUAAAGAAUGUUUGGCUGACUACUGUGGUAAAAGAAAGCAAAGGGUUUGGACAUUUCCCCUUCUUGUUUAUGUUCUUCUCCACUAUCUGUUUCUCUUGUGUAAAAUGACCACCAGACCCAUUUGACUGGGGACCCAGGGGGAGACAGGUGUAGAUGCUGGCCCAGCUUUGCUCUCUUUGGUCAGGGUAAGUGCGGGUUGGUGCUCCUUUCUCUCUCCAGCCUCUCAAAGUGGGUGCAAAUCAAAAUUCAUAUGAAGGUUUGCACCUGACCAAAUCACUUCAGUAUUUAAUUGUGGCAAGAAAGGCUUGGUAUAGUCCUUUUUUUUUAUUAAAUUGAUUUCCCAGCAGAAAGGACAUUGUAUAUACACACUGUGAAAUCAUGUUGAGAGCUGGGGAGAGGCACACAGAUAGAAUGGCCUGGGUGCAUUUUGAUCUGUGGAGCAGUCCUGUUCCUGGGGUUGAUGGGUGUGCGUCUGGUCUGGUCUGGUCUAGUCUGGUCUUUCCCUGCUGCACCAAAUUCUUCCCCUCCGUGUGUCUCUGUGUCCACUCUACUCUCAGACCUGCAUGUGUGAUAACCUGUAACUCUGCCGCAAAAAAAAAAAAAAAAAGCCCCGCGACAGUCCAGCUCUGAACUAACUA
This is a messenger RNA of Morone saxatilis (striped sea-bass), 4619 nucleotides long. RefSeq names its product RNA binding motif protein 14b (gene rbm14b). Lineage: Eukaryota; Metazoa; Chordata; Actinopteri; Moronidae. Gene Ontology annotation, cellular component: cytosol. The record is from RefSeq and is a predicted model, not a curated record. Gene Ontology annotation, molecular function: zinc ion binding; mRNA binding. Bases 113 to 1837 code for a protein of 574 amino acids. The transcript has 4 exons.